Messenger RNA from Megalobrama amblycephala (Wuchang bream), 1340 nucleotides. It is a transcript of the gene itgb1bp1, whose product is annotated as integrin beta 1 binding protein 1. The transcript is spliced from 7 exons. The record is from RefSeq and is a predicted model, not a curated record. Lineage: Eukaryota; Metazoa; Chordata; Actinopteri; Cypriniformes; Xenocyprididae. Gene Ontology annotation, cellular component: cell periphery; ruffle; cytoskeleton. Gene Ontology annotation, molecular function: integrin binding. The coding region runs from base 214 to 810 and encodes 198 amino acids. Gene Ontology annotation, biological process: negative regulation of substrate adhesion-dependent cell spreading; negative regulation of focal adhesion assembly.
AAGAAGUGCAGGGUGGAGCCGUACAGGAAGUGAAGUGUCAAUGCAAGUCUCGCCAAAGCAGACAGAGAGAGAGAGAGCUGCCGACCGCCGCUUUGAUGAACCAUAUUAAUAAUUAUUACAGCUCAACACUGCUACAUAGUGAGCUCAAAAUAGAGACUCUGCUGAGAUCUGCUGGUAAGCUGGAGAACUGCAGCACUGGCGUCAUGGUGAAGGAUGUUUCGAAAGGUCAAGAAGCGCCACAGCAGCAGCAGCUCCCAGAGCAGUGAGAUCAGCACUAAAAGCAAGUCAGUAGAUUCCAGUUUGGGAGGCCUGUCUAGGUCAAGCACAGUCGCCAGUCUUGAUACAGACUCGACCAAGAGCUCAGGUAACGCUGUGUCUGAUACAUGUGCUGAGUUCAGAGUCAAGUAUGUGGGAGCCAUCGAGAAGCUGCAGUUUGAGAUGAGCAAAACCCUCCAGGAGCCUCUAGACCUGAUCAACUUCAUCGAUGCAGCUCAGCAAGAUGGAAAGCUGCCAUUUGUGCCUGGAGAUGAGGAAAUGAUUCUGGGAGUGUCCAAGUAUGGAGUUAAAGUGGCCUCAUUAGACCAGUGUGAUGUGCUUCACCGUCACCCGCUCUACCUGAUUGUACGUAUGCUUUGCUAUGAUGAUGGUCUGGGUGCUGGAAAGAACCUGCUCGCACUGAAGACCACUGAUGCCAAGCAGCAUGAGUGCAGCAUCUGGGUGUAUCAGUGCAGCAGUGCGGAACAAGCCCAGGCCAUCUGUAAAGUUCUGUCCACCUCCUUCGACUGUGCUCUGGCCUCAGAGAAGUCAUGAGGAGGCCUGGGAACGCUCCGGUUCUUCCACCCUCACUUGUUCCUUCAGCAGAAAGAGGAAGGAAGUCUGUUUGUGGAAGGUGCCCUUUUAAAACAGAUCUGACAGAAAUGCUGGAAUAUGUCUCACUUUUGUUCUGCAUUAAAAAGGGCAGCCAUCUCAACCACAUGUUUACAUCAUAUUCAUUAGUCUAAUCCUGGCAUCCCCUUCUCCAAACAGUCCCACCACAACCCCAAAGUCCAAGAUCGGGCUGCAUCUAUUUUUAUAAUGUAAUUUAAUCUUAUUUAAUGUAUAUAUACAACAACCUCAGAGCGCAUUUCCCCCUAUGGACCAGUGAAUCUGUGAUUUCUUGGGCUUUAGUGGGAUUUGUGUAAAGCGUGGUACAUUAAUGUCAGUGGAACACAAAGAUGCUGUAAAACCCAAACCCCAUGUGCCCUGUAUAUGUACGUGCCCCUCUUCUGUCAUCCUCCAGUGUCCCGGUCCAAGUGGGAUGGGAUCAGUUAAUACGGUACAAUAAAUCAAUGCGAAUGUAA